Medicago truncatula (barrel medic) is the source of this 4904-nucleotide messenger RNA. RefSeq names its product ATP-dependent RNA helicase DEAH12, chloroplastic. Bases 33 to 4397 code for a protein of 1454 amino acids. Gene Ontology annotation, cellular component: intracellular anatomical structure. The transcript has 4 exons. Lineage: Eukaryota; Viridiplantae; Streptophyta; Magnoliopsida; Fabales; Fabaceae. Gene Ontology annotation, molecular function: zinc ion binding; helicase activity; RNA binding. The record is from RefSeq and is a predicted model, not a curated record.
GAUCUUGUUGUUCUUGUUCAUCUGAUUAGUGUAUGUAUGUACAGAUAACAGUGUUGAUUGGAGAGACAGGUUCUGGGAAGAGUACUCAAUUAGUGCAGUUUCUUGCUGAUUCGGGCGUUGGGGCCAAUGAGUCAAUUGUGUGCACUCAGCCUCGCAGGAUUGCUGCAAAAUCAUUGGCUGAAAGGGUCCGGGAAGAAAGUGGUGGAUGUUAUGAAGACAGUUCAAUCAAGUGUUAUUCUUCAUUUUCAUCUUGGAACAAGUUCGAUUCCAGGAUAAUCUUCAUGACAGAUCAUUGUUUAUUGCAGCACUACAUGAGUGAUAAAAAUUUGUCUGGGAUUUCGUGUAUUAUAGUGGACGAGGCUCAUGAAAGGAGUAUAAAUACUGAUUUACUGUUGGCAUUGAUAAAGAAUUUACUUUCUAAGAGGGUUGAAAUGCGGCUUAUCAUCAUGUCUGCCACAGCUGAUGCAAAGCAGUUAUCUGAUUACUUCUAUGGUUGUGGAAUUUUUCGUGUGCCAGGGAGAAACUUCCCUGUGGAGGUGAGAUAUGUUCCAUCUGAAUAUGAAGGACGAUCUCGUUCUUCUGUUGUGGACCCUUAUGUUUCCGAUGUUGUUAAAAUGGCAACUGAAAUUCACAGAACAGAGAAAGAGAAAGAAGGAACUAUUCUUGCCUUUCUUACAUCACAGUUAGAUGUAGAAUGGGCUUGUGAAAAGUUUGAAGCCCCCUCUGCAGUAGCUUUGCCCUUGCAUGGAAAACUUUCGUCUGAAGAGCAAUUUCAUAUUUUCAAGAACUAUCCUGGAAAAAGAAAAGUGAUAUUUUCAACGAAUGUCGCAGAGACAUCACUUACGAUUCCUGGUGUUAAGUAUGUGAUAGAUUCUGGAUUGGUUAAAGAUAGUCGUUUUGAUCCUAGCAGUGGGAUGAAUGUACUUAAGGUUUGCUGGAUCAGCCAGAGUUCUGCUAACCAACGGGCUGGUCAUGCUGGGAGGACCGAGCCUGGUAGAUGCUAUAGACUGUACUCAGAAGCUGAUUAUCAGUCUAUGGAACCAAAUCAAGAUCCCGAGAUUCGAAGAGUUCAUCUUGGCGUAGCAGUUUUGAAGAUCCUUGCUUUAGGGGUGAAGAAUGUCCAGGAUUUCGAUUUUGUGGAUGCUCCAUCCACUAGCUCUAUUGAGAGGGCAAUCGGGAAUCUAAUUCAAUUAGGAGCCAUUAAACUCAACAAUGAUGUUUAUGAAUUAACUCCUGAAGGUAGGCGCUUAGCAAGAAUGGAGAUUGAACCCAGGCUUGGUAAACUCGUUCUUGGUUGUUUCCAAUAUACCUUGGGUAGGGAAGGCAUUGCCCUAGCUGCCAUGAUGGCCAAUGCUAGAAGCGUAUUUUGCAGAGUUGGUAAUGAAGAUGAUAAGCAAAAAUCUGAUUGUCAGAAAGUGCAAUUUUGCCAUUGCGAGGGUGACCUUUUUACUCUUCUCUCUGUGUACAUGGAAUGGGAAGUCCAGCCUCAAAAUUGGAAGAAUAAAUGGUGUUGGGAAAACAGCAUCAAUGCCAAAUCUAUGAGGAGAUGCCAAAACACAUUUUUGGAGUUAGAAUCUUGCCUAGAGAGUGAACUUGGCCUUGUUGUUCCAAGUUACUGGCGCUGGGACCCUCAUAACCCUUCUAUUCACGAUGAGAACAUGAAAAAGGCUAUACUGUCCUCACUUUCUGAAAAUGUAGCCAUGUACUCUGGACGCAAUCAACUUGGUUACAUAGUAGCUCAAACGGAGAAACAUGUUCAACUACAUCCAUCUUGUUCCUUGCUUGUAUUUUCCCAGAGGCCUAGUUGGGUGGUUUUUUAUGAGCUUUGUUCAGAGUCUAAUGAAUAUUUGUUCUGUGUGAGUGCUGUUGACUUUCAAUCAUUAUACAGCCUUAAACCUCCUCCCUUGUUUGAUGUAUCCAAGAUGGAAGAGCAGAAGUUGCAAACAAAGACGCUGGUUGGUUUUGGCAAACAUGUUCUCAAGAGAUUUUGUGGGAAAGGAAAUUUGCUCGGUCAUGUUUCUCGUAUUAGGAAAGCUUGUAUGGACGAAAGAAUAUUUGUUGACGUGAAUUUUGACGAGAACCACAUUCAGCUGUAUGCCUGUUCCAAUGAUAUGAAUACAGCUAGUAAGCUGGUGAAUGAUGUUUUACAAUAUGAGAAGAAGAGGUUACACACUGAAUGUAUGGAAAAAUGUUUGUAUCAUGGGUUUGGUUCCUCAUCACCCGUGGCUAUGUUUGGCUCUGGUGCUGAGAUAAAGCAUUUGGAACUUGAGAAGCUUCCCUUGAGUGUUGAUGUGUUUCACCCAAACGUAAAUGCAAUUGACGAAAUGGAGCUCCUGAUGUUUUUUGAGAAAAAUACUUCUGGUUGUAUGUGUGACAUGCAAAAGUUCACAGGCAUGGUGAAAGAUGUUGAGGAUAAAGCAAAAUGGGGCAAGAUAACAUUUAUGACCUCCAAUGCUGCCAAAAGAGCUGCUGAGCUGGAUGGAGAAGAGUUUUGUGGUUCGCCCCUAAAAAUAGUUCAUUCACAGUCAGCUAUGGGAGGGGAUACAACAUUUUCAUUUCCUGCAGUUGAAGCAAGAAUUUCUUGGCUUCGUAGGCCUAUCAAAGCAGUUGGCAUAAUCAAAUGUGAUAAAAAUGAUGUGGAUUUCAUCAUUAGAGAUUUUGAAAAACUUAUCGUAGAUGGAAGAAGGUAUGUUCGUUGUGCUCCCAGUGAUAAGUAUUUGGACAACAUUCUUAUAACUGGGCUUGACAAAGAGGUUCCUGAGACUGAAAUUUUGGAUGUGCUAAGAUCUGCUACUAGUAGAAGGAUUCUAGAUUUUUUCUUUAAGAGAGGAGAUGCUGUUGAAAAUCCACCAUGCAGUGUGAUUGCAGAGACAAUAUUAAAAGAAAUCUCCCCCUUAAUGCCCAAAAAAAAACCUCACAUUAGUUCUUGCCGUGUUCAGGUGUUUCCACCUAAGCCGAAGGAUUAUUCGAUGAAUGCUUUAAUUCAUUUUGAUGGAAGAUUACAUUUAGAAGCAGCAAAAGCUUUGGAGAAAAUUGAUGGAAAGGUGUUGCCCGGAUUUCAUUCUUGGCAGAAGAUAAAGACCCAGCGUUUGUUUCACAGCACCUUGAUAUUUUCUCCUCCAGUGUAUCAUGUGAUUAAGGGACAACUGGAAAAAGUGCUGGCACGUUUCAACAAUUUAGAAGGUCUUGAGUGGAAACUAGACAUAACUCCUAAUGGCUCCCACCGAGUGAAAAUAACAGCCAAUGCCACAAAGACGGUGGCAGAAGGUAGGAGACUUCUGGAAGAACUGUGGAGAGGGAAAGUCAUUGUCCACGACAACCUCACCCCUGCCACUCUACAGCCCAUAUUGUCCAAAGAUGGUUCUAGUCUUACAAGCUCAAUACAGAAAGCGACUUCAACUUACAUUCAAUUUGAUAGGCGCAACAUGAAGUUACGGAUAUUUGGUUCGCCGGACAAGAUUGCUUUGGCUGAGAAAAAGUUAAUUCAAUCUCUCUUGUCCCUCCAUGACGAAAAACAGUCAGUAAUCCGUCUGAGUGGAAGGGACCUACCUUCUGAUUUUAUGAAGCAAGUGGUUAAGAAUUUCGGGCCAGAUCUUCAUGGACUAAAAGAGAAGGUACCCGGGGCAGAUCUUAGGCUUAACACACGCAACCGGACAAUCCUUUGUCAUGGUAACUCGGAGUUGAAAUCAAGAGUGGAGGAAAUAACUUUUGAGAUUGCACGUUUAAGCAAUCCUUCAAGCGAGAGAUUUGACACUGGACCUAGUUGCCCAAUUUGCUUGUGUGAGGUUGAGGAUGGAUAUCAGCUUGAAGGUUGUGGUCAUUUGUUCUGCCGGUCAUGUAUGGUGGAGCAGUGUGAAUCUGCUAUAAAAAACCAAGGCAGUUUCCCAAUACGUUGUGCUCAUCAGGGCUGUGGAAAUCAUAUUUUGCUUGUAGAUUUCAGAACUCUCCUGUCAAAUGAUAAGUUGGAAGAACUUUUCAGGGCUUCUUUGGGAGCUUUUGUAGCCUCAAGUUCAGGAACCUAUAGGUUUUGUCCAUCUCCUGACUGCCCCUCAAUCUAUAGAGUUGCAGAUCCCGACACAGCUAGUGUUCCAUUUGUUUGUGGGGCAUGUUAUUCAGAGACUUGUACCAGGUGCCACAUAGAGUAUCAUCCGUACGUUUCAUGUGAGAGAUACCGACAAUUCAAGGAUGACCCGGAUUCAUCUCUGAGGGAUUGGUGCAAAGGGAAAGAACAAGUUAAGAAUUGCCCGGCAUGUGGGCAUGUAAUUGAGAAGGUAGAUGGGUGCAAUCACAUUGAGUGCAAAUGUGGAAAACAUAUCUGCUGGGUUUGCUUAGAGUUCUUUACAACCAGUGGUGAAUGUUAUAGCCAUAUGGAUACUAUACACUUGGGCGUAGAUUAAAUUGCCAUUUGCAUGGAAAUUAUAUUUCUUGAGAAAAUUGAAAAAUGUGAAAGAAAAGCAAUGGGCAAGUGUUAGCCAUGAAUCAGUACACUGCAAAUCUGGCUGGGAAUGAGAUUUCGAUAUUGCCUCUACCUGCAUUUCAUGUUGUCAAUGGAAGCUCACAUGAACGAAACAAGUUGGAAAUGCAAGUAAUUUAAGAUGUCAUGACUUUUUCAACUUUAAGCUGGCAAUACAUCAAACAAUAGAAAUGUUGUUUCACUUUUAAGACCUAUUGAAGCAAUGUUCUAAGUGGAACAAAUUUGACAAUACAGUGAUAUGUUUUAUAUGAUUAAAAUAUAUUGGCAGGUCGCAUAUACUGUAAAUUGGAUUGUAGUAUUUAAACAAAAACUUGCACUGUGUGUAUAAAUCCUAAGUUUGUUAAUAGAGAAGUUGAAGACGUAUGCAUAAUUGACCGGAUUCUGUGUUCUCUGUUUGUAUUUUUUUCGUUUUUGUUUGAACAAUAUGUUG